This is a messenger RNA of Chironomus riparius, 464 nucleotides long. NCBI's taxonomy places the organism in Eukaryota, Metazoa, Arthropoda, Insecta, Diptera, Chironomidae. The record is from the annotation of a GenBank genome assembly.
GACACGAAUAAAGUUUGAAAUGAAAAUUGUUUUUGUAUUUUUAAUUUUGUCAAUUUUUAAGGGAACUGAUUCAAGUUUUGUCUACCCAGAUAGUCCAAUUUUGAAGACUUCAGCAAGUUCUAAAGAAUCCGAUGAUAAUGUUUUGUUAUCAGCAAAAAUGAAUUGCGAAUUUUUCUCGGAAGACGGAGAUUGUUUGGGAGAACUACAGGACGACACUUUGAGUCAAAGAUGUCUUUUCUCAACAUGCUCGUUUGGACACAAAACAGAUCAAUAUAAAAAAUGUCGUAAAGUACUUACAAAAGAAUUGGGAAUUGGAGAAUAAGGCAAAUUAUUAAGGGCUAAUUACUUUCAUGUGAAACUUGUCAUGCUUUUUAAGUUUUAAAAUUAAAUUGAGUAAAUUUUGUAAUUAAUUUUUGCAAAUCGACUAUAAAAUGCCUUGAAAAUUAAAAAAAAUCAAUUUAUUG